Phlebotomus argentipes is the source of this 818-nucleotide messenger RNA. RefSeq lists its product as uncharacterized. Gene Ontology annotation, cellular component: extracellular region. The record is from RefSeq and is a predicted model, not a curated record. Gene Ontology annotation, molecular function: chitin binding. The transcript is spliced from 2 exons. The coding region runs from base 12 to 818 and encodes 268 amino acids. Lineage: Eukaryota; Metazoa; Arthropoda; Insecta; Diptera; Psychodidae.
AGGAAGUUCCAAUGGAAGUUCUGCAUACAAAGAUGCCUCGACUAAGGACUAUUGUGGGAGCCAUUCUCGGAUUUUCCAUGCUGUGCGAGUGUUCUCCGCUGAUGUCGAACAGACGCCCACCGAUGCCACGGGAAUCAGGAGUCAUGACCUUCAUGCUGCCCAGCAAUGCCACAUCUAUCAGGGCAGACAUUUCCGAGGGAUUCUCCUGUGAGAACAGAGCCUACGGAUAUUACGCCGACGUGGCGAAUGAGUGCCAGAUCUUCCACGUCUGUUUGCCGGUGAUGUUUGGCAAUCAGCGCAAAUCACGCACGUAUCAGUGGAGCUUCAUCUGCCCAGAAGAGACUGUCUUCAGUCAGGACUCCUUCACGUGCAUGCGAGCAGAAGACAUGGCCAUCAGGUGCGACGAGAGCGAGAAGUUCUAUGAUCUCAACAGCAAUUUCGGCGGAAUGAUGACGGAUAAUGAUGAGAUGGGUCAGUUCAGGGAAGUCACGUCCACCGAGAGAGCAGAAACCACGACAAUUCUCACCACGAUAGCCUUUGAGGAGGGUCCCAUGACGACUGAGGAGGAGCUCUUCACGGAGACUGACAUGAGAUCAGAUCUGAAGACUGAACAGAUCCAAGAAGUGGCCACAGAGGCGACUUUCGAAGCGGAACCACCUGAAAAGGUGAUGCAGGAGAGCGAGAGUGUGAUCAAGACCAUCGAGGGCAUUGUGAAGAAGGCAGCCAGAGACAUUGAGAGGGUAAACGCCACAUCACCUCUGACCCGCACCAAGAGGAAAGGUCAGCGGCGGAGAUUUCUGUUCGCGGCAGACGCCUGA